This is a messenger RNA of Coregonus clupeaformis (lake whitefish), 3752 nucleotides long. RefSeq names its product calcium binding protein 39-like (gene cab39l). Gene Ontology annotation, biological process: intracellular signal transduction. Lineage: Eukaryota; Metazoa; Chordata; Actinopteri; Salmoniformes; Salmonidae. The record is from RefSeq and is a predicted model, not a curated record. The coding region runs from base 269 to 1273 and encodes 334 amino acids. The transcript is spliced from 9 exons. Gene Ontology annotation, molecular function: protein serine/threonine kinase activator activity.
GCCGCGUAUCCCGGGACUGUGGCUCAUCUCGAAUCAGACCAAAUGGAAUUCUGCACUGCCUUCUUAAAAUAUUCCGUACAUUUUAAUUCGCACAAACGCAUAUUCCUCUGACGUUUUGCCCAGCAUACAACACACCGCUGGCGUGACCAGAAAAACCUGCUCGGUUACAUAGAGAAUCGAGACAGCAGCAAAGACAUCCGAGAGAAAAGAUACAAAAUAGACUCUUGUACCGCUGUCAGGAGAGACCCCGAGGAAAGGCCCAGCCACCAUGCCGCUGUUCGGUAAAUCCCACAAGAAUCCCGCCGACAUCGUCCGGACUCUGAAGGAGAACAUGGCAAUCCUGGUGAAACAAGACAAGAAAACAGAUAAGGCGUCAGAGGAGGUGUCUAAGUGUCUUGUGGCCAUGAAGGAGAUCCUAUAUGGGACCGGUGACAAGGAGCCUCACACAGAGACAGUGGCCCAGUUGGCCCAGGAGCUCUACAACAGCGGCCUGCUCAUCUCCCUGGUGGAAAACCUUCAGGUCAUCGACUUCGAGGGGAAGAAGGACGUGUGUCAGAUCUUCAACAACAUCCUGCGGAGGCAGAUUGGCACCCGCAGCCCCACCGUCGAGUACUUCAGCUCUCACCAAGAGGUGCUGUUUGUGUUGCAAAAAGGGUAUGAGACCCCUGGGUCGGCGCUGAACUGUGGCAUCAUGCUGAGGGAGUGUAUCAGACACGAGCCCCUGGCCAAGGUGGUCCUCCACUCAGAACACUUCCAGGACUUCUUCAACUACGUAGAGAUGGAGACCUUCGACAUCGCCUCAGACGCUUUCGCCACCUUCAAGGACCUGCUCACAAGACACAAGGUCCUGGUAGCUGAAUAUCUAGAACAGAAUUAUGAUGCAAUCUUUGACCAGUAUGAGAAGUUAUUGCACUCUGAGAACUAUGUGACAAAGAGACAGUCAUUAAAGUUGUUGGGAGAGCUACUGUUAGACAGGCAUAACUUCACAGUGAUGACCCGGUAUAUCAGCAAGCCUGAGAACCUGAAGCUGAUGAUGAACCUACUGAGAGACAAGAGCCCCAACAUCCAGUUUGAGGCCUUCCACGUCUUCAAGGUGUUUGUGGCGAACCCCAACAAGACGCAGCCCAUCAUAGAUAUCCUGCUGAAGAACCAGACCAAACUCAUCGACUUCCUUAGCAACUUCCAGAAGGACCGAUCGGACGACGAGCAGUUCAACGACGAGAAGACCUACCUAGUCAAACAGAUCCGAGACCUGAAGAAACCCGCCUCUUAAAACCUUACCCCCCGUCCGUCCGUCCCCCAAACCCUUCCCCUUAGCUAUGACCUUUACCCUAACCUUUACUUUUUAUUGACCAAAAAAAAAAGAAAAGACAAAUACAUUAACAAUGAUUCUAUUUCAAAUAUCAAAGACAUUGUCUUUUUAUUGGUUACUUAAACUUUGCAGAGAAUAGUUCUCCAUCACUGAUGUUUUUCUUUCUUUGUAUUUACUUUUUCAUGAACUAUUUUAUCAUUAGUGUGUAGUGUGCCACAACGGGACGUUUUGAGGAAGGUGAUUUCCUCUCUUGGGGGGAACCAAAUGAUUAAAGAGACCUCUAGGUGAAUGGCUGAGUGAGCGGUGGAGACCACUGGGCCUCACUUUAAUUGUGCAAAGAUUUUUUGCAAAUGUUUUCUUUUUCAUUGCCACUUGCAGGCAUGAGCCAGCUAGAUAGUUCAGACUUCUUUCUUAUACACUCCUAAUCUAACCGCAGUACAACUGAAGUAUCCACAAUCCAGAAUCAUAGAAGGAAUUGCUAUUUUUCUAUUAGAGGAUCUAAAUGGUAUUCUGAAUUGUUCCGAUUCUAGAAAAGGUAGUAAGUAGUAUUCUAGAAUACUGUAACAGUAUAAAAACACUAAUGCUUCAGUCCCUGUACGUGUAGAACUCAUCUUCAGACUCCCAUUCCCUGCUAGUCUUACUCCUAUGGUUUACAUGUUUCAAAGCUGUAGUAGGUCCUCUGACAUUUGACAACUCUAAAUUGGAUCCUACAAGGAAAAUAUUAAUGUCUCGUGAUCAGCAGGGCCAUUUUUUUUUUACUGCUAAGUUCUAUUCUAUACGUAGGUUGUCAAUAGUUUUGAUAAGUGAUUCUCUUCAGAUGGCUGGUAGCACUUUCUGUAUCAUUCAACGCGAAAGGAUCUAUUCCUUUUUGGUUUAUUUUAAGCUGAUUAAAUAGUUUCUUGUUCAACAGGGCUCUAGCAUUAUAAUUUUUUUUUUCCUUGUCUUGUGUAUAAAAGCUGGUUUUAACCCAUAAGUGAGUGCCAGUGUGGGUAACAGAAAUCCCACUUCGGCACUUUUGGCUGACCUCAAUUAAAAAGAGGGAGAUGUCUUUUUCUGUACGAAAGUGAUUUCUUUAACUUGUUUUCUUAUUUAGAUGCGAGUGCAGUGGAGGGGGAUGGUUGGAACACAGUAACAGUGGGAAACAGACAGUACAUAGAGGUGCCUUUGUUUCUGUGUCCCCUUUGUAUUUUAAAUACUUUUCUAGGUGGAGCUUAAUUCUUAUUUAGAAAAAUAUGGUCUGUUUGAACAUAGUCGUGAUUAAGGAAUGAACCUUGAACUCACUAUAUUUGAGUUGUGCUGUUGAAGGAAUAUUUUACUUUGAAAAAACGUGUUGCAGUUCAUUAAUCGCAUCAUGAAACUAGGAACCAGGAGGCCAAAAAACUUGGACUAUGAUUGUCCAGGAAAGGUAACCGUUAACAUACCAGUAAACUGGAUUAGGUGGGAGCAAGAUGGGGAAAUCCAAAUUAAAUAAUCUCACAGACAAAUUGAGCCAAUGCAUUUUUUUAAUCGUGGUGGUUGAUCUUGUAAGUUACGAUCACAUCUAAAUUGAAAAUAUGAACUCAUUAAUAUGGCUCUUUAAUGUAAUAUUGACUAAUAAAUCAGAUGGGCAUCAUGCCACGAACAAGUGAUUGUUCUCUUAAUUGCCAAAUAAUUUUUUUACAAUUGGUAGAUUGGACACGACACACAAGGGAUAGUAUCCUCAAAGCCAUUCUAGCCCUCGGUAGGUGGAUGGCGGGCGUUAAACACGGGUUGAGACACAUGGUGUCGCCAGUUCAAAUCCCAAUGCGGCUUUUGUUUUCCAACCUACUUAAAUAUGUUUUAGUACAUAUCUACUGACAUUCUAAAUGACUAAAAUAAUGAACAGCUUUAUAUAUAUAUAUAUAUACAAAAACAAUAGUGGUGCCCUCCCUCCUGCUGGCGCAGUGAACUAGGCACUGGGCUAGGGACCACAAGGUCACAGGUUCUAGUCUUGCCAUGCCCAAUUACCUUUCUCAAAAAAGGUAUAUUUAGAGCCCUAGUCCCUCCCUGUAUGCAAAUUGAGAUUCCCAAUGUUAAGUCAAAUAUUGAUGCCUUGAGUCAAUGAUUUUAGAGGGACUAUUUAAAUGGUUUGACAAUCCAGAUCAGUUUACACUUGUAAGAUAUCAAGAGGUAGUCAGGAUGAAUCAUCAUCAAUUAUUUUAAUCGUCUACACCGGUCUAGAAAUGUGGUCACAAUCAGAAUGUGGACAAGAUCAAGACACAGGGCGCAUGUUAGCACCCGGUAUAAACGGGGUUUCGGAUGGCAUAAGCUGUGACUGACAUUGUUGGAUUAAAAUGAUAAACAAGAGACUUAAAACAUUGACCCAUUUCAACCAUGGGAUUUCAUUUGAAAAGAAAUCCCAUUGAUACUACUGUACCACAUUCUACUGUACCACAUCACCAAUAAAGGAUAGAAAUGCAUA